AUGUCCGGUCAGCCUUGCCGACUUCUGGAGGACCCUCAAAUCUCGAGUCAGAAAGAGAGUGGGCUCUUGGAGGAGCAGUUGGGGCGCCAUGGGCGACUUGAAGACCCCAUAUUCUCACCUUCCUUCACGCACAACCAGCCUCGCCCCCUUUUUGAGGUGCCGCUUCAAAUCUCGGACCAGAAAGUCAGCCGUGGGCAGCUUGAACGCUCUACUAUGGCGCCGUUGGGGUACUAUCCUCCGCCUCGCUUGCCCUUGCUGCCCCAACAGCCCGUGUUGACCCAAGAGCACGUGUUGACCCGCCACGGCCAGUUUGAGCACUCCACUAUGGCGCCACUGGGGUAUCCUCCUCACUUGCCCUUGCAGCCCCAACAGCCAGCGGAGCUUCCCCAAGAGCCAGCGGCGUUUCCACAAGAGCCAGUGGCGCUGCCGCCCCAUUCAAAGGAUUCAUCUAAGGUCCCUGCUUUGGAAAGGGCCGUGGCUGAGCUUUUGGAAGAGGAGCAGCGGCAGCAGGCGGUGGACAGAUGGAUUGCACAGGCUUUAAGCGCCUCCUCAACAGAGAGGAUUCUUGAGGCGCCUGAAAGACUGAGCGCCUCCGCACCAGAGAGACUGAUGUCUGUCUCGGGCUCUGGAGGUAUCAAUAUGGUCAACAGGGAUGCAGCAGCACCGGCCUCUCUGGUGCAGCAGCAGCAAGUGGCGACAACCAGCUGGGUGGCACAGGCUGAGCUGGCAGGGCUGGCUCUGCCGCCCGAUCUGAUCCGAGAAUCUGCACUUGCCGCCCAAUUCGCGCUGAGGCAGAUGCAGGAGCAAUCUGAGUUUGGGGAAUGCCCCUCGGUGGUCGAAACAGAGGGGGGCGAGACAGGCAAAGCAGGAAGCGGAGGGAUGGAGAAGGGAGGACCGGAGGAUGCAAGCAUUGGAGGCGAAGCAGUAUUCACCUCGCGAGGCGUCGCAAGUAGUCCCUUCUAA
Molecule: messenger RNA, 963 nt
Organism: Closterium sp. NIES-65
Lineage: Eukaryota; Viridiplantae; Streptophyta; Zygnematophyceae; Desmidiales; Closteriaceae
Source: the annotation of a GenBank genome assembly